This is a messenger RNA of Mytilus trossulus (common blue mussel), 1084 nucleotides long. Its product is annotated as myogenic factor 5-like. Gene Ontology annotation, biological process: axon development; positive regulation of transcription by RNA polymerase II; sensory organ development. Lineage: Eukaryota; Metazoa; Mollusca; Bivalvia; Mytilida; Mytilidae. Gene Ontology annotation, molecular function: E-box binding; protein dimerization activity; DNA-binding transcription factor activity, RNA polymerase II-specific. The transcript has 2 exons. Bases 59 to 967 code for a protein of 302 amino acids. The record is from RefSeq and is a predicted model, not a curated record. Gene Ontology annotation, cellular component: nucleus.
CUAUAUCUGUUUGACCGCUGUAUCAUUUCACAAGUCUUUAUCUCUCUCUGAAGUGACCAUGGCCGAAAAUUCUGCUCUCAGUCCAAAUCAAAACUUAGAAAAUGAUGAUUCUGUGCCGAUUGAUUUAACCAAAGAUUCUAAUGAUAAUAGUAGUGAAACUGAUAAUGUGAUUAACAGACGAAAACGAAAGCCGAAAAAGUUCGAAAAUUUAUCUGACAUUGACAUUGAAGAAAGGAGGAAUACUGCAAACGUCCAGGAAAGAAAACGUAUGAAAAAGUUAUCGAAAGCUCUUGAAGAUCUCCGAAAGUGUAUACCGGCCGAAUAUCACCUAACCAACCGAAAAAUGUCUAAAAUUCGGACUCUUAAAUUAGCUGUUAAUUACAUUGCUUCUUUAACAGAUAUAAUUGACAGAGACAAUUUGUUAAAACAACAAACUUUCCACCUUGAAAGUCAGAUGAUACAAUCAACAUAUUCGUAUUUGAUGCCUUCGCCCAUAGUUCAACAAGGGAACAUUUCCACCGUGCAGCAGUCAGGGUUUUCGCCGUAUCACACGCCUUGUAUUAGUUCCGAACACAACAGACUACCAAAACGACACUUAAAUUUCUCUCCUUUUUGUGGAACACCAAUUCCGUCGAUGAUUUCGCAGGGAAGACAGUUAACAUAUCAGACUCCGGUGAAAUCAGAACCAACUCCGUAUAGGAUUCCGGAAAUGAUCGAAAGACGGCGUACAAGUACCUUUUCGUCUCCGUCCUUUAUUGGUGAUCUUAGAAAUAUGAAUGAAGUAAAUACAAGUUUUCUAAGCCCAAUGACAGACGAUAGUGAUGUGGGGUCUGGACCUUCACGUUUAACCGAUACAAAACAGUAUGCAUACACUUUAGAUGGAAUCAGUCCACUUCCAGAAGAGGAAAAAUUCAGAGGAACUGACUGUGUGUUUGAUCCAAGACGGAGAAUCAAGAAAAUAGAAUGACGGAUUAGGUAUACAGUCCAGAUUGUGGCCAGUUCAAUGCGAGGUUCGAUGUAGUGCUACAGAACAGCCAGACGACUUCAGUUCAAAACAUUUAUAUUACUUUGUAAGACAGUCUUA